CCAAAAACGACGAAUAACAUCGUUUUUAAAGUUUUGAAAAGACAUGAAUCAAAUCUUUGUCCAAUUCAUUAUACAGAAGACAUAAAUAAAUAAACUAUGGCACAUUUACUUGGCUCCAAGAACUGUCUUGAUAGUCUAUUUGUAGACAUCGUGGAUGUUAACGAGACAAUUGAACAUAUUUUUGGCCGUGUUGGUACCGUAAGAUUUCCUUCGUGGAAAUAUCCUGACAAAAUUUCAAGUGAUUUAGACAUUGGCAAACUUCUUGAAAGAUAUUCUUACUCUAAAGACGAAGAACAUUGUCAGUUAUCUCAUGUUAUCCUGUUUGAGUUACUUAUUGAUAGACUUGUGUUAUUCAUGCAGUCUUUGUCGUCAUUAUGUCAUCAUGCUGUGGAUACAUCUUCUGGAAGUCGUCAGAGCUCAGCCACUUCAGUGGGCUCAGUGAUGUCAGUUGGUUUGGUUGUCAAGAAAUUCUGGAAUAAACUUUCUCAGUUGACUUGUGCAUUAAAACAUGAAUUUGUACAGGCGAACAGUAAAGACAAGAAAAUUGUGAAUCUUGAAGACCAUGUAACAAAGUUAAAAAAAGACUUAAAAGCAGCUAAACAGAAAAGUGAAAACUUUUCAUCGUGUCUGUUAAAUGGAGAAAAUCAAAAGAAUUUUGUUCAAGCAUUUGCCAAUGAUAAUAAAAGCAUCUUUAAUAAUAAAGAUGUGAAAUCUUACAUAAAUAUUCAGACACAGACUUAUGAUACUGCCUUCAUACCAUGUGAGGCAUGUAGUAGAAGCCAGGAAAAUUUAAUAGCUGUAGGUGAUAUGGUUAUAAAAUUAUGUGAAAAUCAAGGAUUACCGUCCAGUCUUGCUAAACAAAAGCGACUAUUGAAACAAUCGCUUCUAGCUGCAGCCGAUGAUAAUCUUUACGGCAAGAUGAGAAAGUCAAGGGAAAGGAAAAGGACGCUAGAGGAGAGUAUGAAAAAUUUAGAAGAAAAGACAUUAAAAGAAAAGGAAGAGAUGAAACAACUUUCAGAUGAGAUGACGAAGAAAUUGUCUGUUGUUUGUCAUGAAAUGUCUGAAAUGCAAGAAAAAUCUUCUCAGCAGAUCAAAGAAUUGACAAAAUCUAAAGAAUCGUUAGAACUGAGAGUUAAAGAAAAUGAAAUUUUGUUGAAGCAGGAUAUGGCUCAAGAAGGAAUGCAAGGUUUAUAUUUGAGUAUGGAAAAUGUGAAAGAACUUGAAAAUGAACAUGAAAAAAUGAAGUUGGAAUUGGGCAAAAUGGAAGCAAAGAAUAGAAAUUUGACAUCACAUGACGAGUCUCUUCAAAAACACCAGUCUUUACUUCAAAGAAUUGAUGAGUUAGACCAGGAUUGUGAUGAACUAAGAGAGAAAUUGAUGGAUAUUGAAGGUGAAAGAGACGAGAUCCAAGACACUUUAGAUAAAGUAAUGAAAAAAAAUGAGAAGCUUUCUAAAGAGUUCUCUGAAAAACAGAAUGAACUUGAGAGGAUUACGUCAGAGAAAAGCAGCUUAUCGCAAGUCGUUAAAAAUUUACAGGUUCAAAUGAAAUGUUUGAAAGAUGAACUGCAGGAAAAUGAAAAGAAAUUAAAAUUGAUUGUCCAGUAUCCUAUUGAUGGAAGUACUGUCACCAGUGAGGAUGUGAGUAAUCCUGCGGUUAUCACUUGCGAAAUGGAAAAACAAAUUGUUUCCAACAACAUUCGCAUUUCUAUGUUGGAAGUGAACAACAGCAAACUACGAGAUUUAAUUAAAAAAUUAAAUGAAAAAGUAGAUAAAGACGAUGCAAGAAAACAAAAGAUGAGUGAGCCUGUUCCUCUUUGGCUUUCUCAAAAUGAUUCAUCAAACAAAAACAAAGCGAAGACUUCAUCUGUAGACAGAAUCCAGUCUGAUGGCGUAAAUGACGUGUAUCUCAACUCUGGGACUAAGACUUCAAGUGAGUUUAUUAAAUCAUCGGACAACUUUCGGCCAUGUCCGCCAUCCGGAAUGAAACCUUCAUCAAAAGAAUCUACAUGUUACAACAGAGUUGUUGAUAAACGUCAGACGCGUGUACUGAGUGCUAAAAUAUGUCAUAGCAAUAAACAUAAAGCUGAUUUGAUACGCGCUACUUCGGCAGGGGGUCUGGGUUCGACCAUUGCAAAGCAUGACGAUAAUAAUGGGAUAACAUAUGAAUGCAUGAACAUGUUUAUCUGUGAAGGAUGCGAUAAAAUGUACACGACUCGUAAGGAUUUAGAUAUUCAUAAAGCAUUUUGUUAUGAAUUAAAGUAGUAAAACAUCCAUUAUUACAUCAUAAA
Messenger RNA from Xenia sp. Carnegie-2017, 2288 nucleotides. Its product is annotated as coiled-coil domain-containing protein 157-like. The record is from RefSeq and is a predicted model, not a curated record. NCBI's taxonomy places the organism in Eukaryota, Metazoa, Cnidaria, Anthozoa, Malacalcyonacea, Xeniidae.